Molecule: messenger RNA, 3886 nt
Organism: Felis catus (domestic cat)
Lineage: Eukaryota; Metazoa; Chordata; Mammalia; Carnivora; Felidae
Gene: MATK
Product: megakaryocyte-associated tyrosine kinase
Exons: 15
Coding region: 2235-3692 (485 amino acids)
Biological process (GO): protein phosphorylation
Molecular function (GO): protein tyrosine kinase activity; protein binding; ATP binding
Source: RefSeq, a predicted model, not a curated record
CUGCCCGGAGGCUGUGCCCCCGUGUGUUCGUCCCCCGGGCCAUUCCCACCCCAGGGUGCCCUGGGGACCCUCCCCGAGGAGCAGUCAUUUUGCACAGGCCCCAUGACCACUCAGGGAGCCUGUCUUGGCCUGGUCCUAGAAAUGAUCAUCAACGGGAAGGCUGGGGGCCCAGAGGGCUUCCUAGAGAAGGAGGUGGCCAAGCUGAGUUGGUGGGGGGCUCUCUGCCUGUAGGUCCCCUACCAGGAGUUCCCCAGAGUUUUCCCAAACCCUCGUUGCAAACCUCAGGGGGCAUAGGGAGGUUCAGACGGGGAGACUGGGUCACCGCUGAGCUGCUGACAGCUUCAAGCCCCCAGGGCAUCCCCAGGCAACGGUCAGGCUCCGGGGAGGGGAGCAGGGGUAGCGUGGGCCUCCGGUGGGAGUGCGUGUGUCAGAGCACGGGCUGGGCGCACACAGACCCCCUUCUUAGCCCCCUGAGGCAGGCGAAGCCCUGCUUAGUUCUCAAGGGCACGUUAUCAACUGGAAACAGGAAGCAGCCGGCCGGUGCCUAAGCACCACCACCCCCCGCGGGAGGGCAGGCCCCUCUCCUCUGCCUCUGGGGCCCUGGGCCCCCUUCCUUGUUGGCAGCCCAACAAUCCCUAGGAGUCAGAGCCAGCCCCUCAGCUGGUCCUGGCCGCGGCCACGGAUGGGGCACAAGGGAUGGGUCUGAGGGAGGGUCCCGACAUCCUCUGCCUCCUCCUCCGGCCGUGGCUCUGCCCUUCGCCCAGCUCUCCAGGCUCACCACCACCACCACUACCGGGGAGUCCUCCUGGGUUCCUGUGUGCUCGAGCCCAAGCCAUCACCGUCGGCACUGUCUCUGCUGCUUCAGUCCUCCAGCAGUGGGAGCUCGUGGUAAAAUUCAGGCGACUCCAAAUCCCAGUGAGGCCCCCCAAAAGCCCAUCUGCCACCCUCUCCUUCCAUAACGCCCCUUCAGAGCCACCAGUCUCUUGCUGUCCUCAGACCAGCCAAACCUGUUCUUACCCCAGGGCCUUUGCACAUGCUACUUCCACUACCUAGUAAGCUCUUCUCUGACCUGUAUGGCCGGCAACUCCUCCCUUCCCUCGGUUCUCCUCCCAGAUGUCCCCUCCUCCAAGAAGACUCCCUGACCACCUCUCCCUGUCACAUAACUAUAUUCGUUUUCUUUAUACCACACGUCACUGAUUAAAAUCACCUGCCACCCGCCUUCCCCCAGCGACAUGAAUUCUCUGUGGGCAGGAAGCGUACCCACUCCACCCACCGUGGGUGUCCCCCGGGGCCAGAACAGACCAAGUGCAUGGUGGCAGCUCAGUAAAUGUGUCACAUGCUUGAAACUGUGCUCCGGCACCCCAAGGGGAGUCUCCCUGUGACAGGAACGUGCCUCCUGGAAGUGAAGACACAGUCCGCGUCCACCUCAUCCCAGGAGACCGUUGUCACAGUUUGGCCGAGAGGCUUCCGCUAAGGCAGGGGCAAGAGGACAGAAGGAAGGUGGCUUCGCCUCUGCAGCGGAGACUUGACAGAUGCGGUCGUCACAGCUUCGCGGGGAGCCCCGUGUCCUGCCGCCGUGACCUGCACGCAAGUGCUCACGGACCGGCUUCCUCCCUCAGGUCCUGGCAGGGGGGCAGCUUGGGGACAUCUCAUCACCCACACUGUUCGCUGGCCCACCCCCGGCUCCUGGGGAACGGGGACAGUAUCCUCAGCACCAGGUGGCCUAAAGCCAAUCCUGCUGACAGGGAGUUAAAUCUCUCCCCCUAGCAACUCCCGAAAAAAAUCAAGCAGUUGGUUAGCGAAGCACCGGGUCCAGAUGGACGAAGCGUCUGGGCGACUGAGCUUGCCGCCGGCCCGCAGAGCGUCUCUUCCGGUCUCUCCCCUGCAGCCCUCUUCCCACCGGCAGGGGACCCCGGAGCCAGCCCCGUGGCAGGCGGGGAGGCUGGAGAGCAGGCCCCGGAGCGCCAUCCCUGGACCUCAGGCUGCAGGAUGCUGGCGGGCGAGCCCGGUUGCUAGGAGACCGCGCCCCGGUUUCCCCUUAAUAUCGAUGAUGAUCGUAACGACACCGAUAACCGUUGACAUUUUUGAGCACUUUGCGCCAGGCGCCAAGAAUCCUCCGGGCAGAGGAGGUGAACGUGCCUUUGCUUGCACACCCGCGUGCCCGUGGGUCCCUGUGUCCACCUGUGUCCAAGCCCCAUGUGUUUCUGUGUGUGCUCGUGUGUACAUGGAUCAGUAUGCGUGUGAGCCCCCGCUUCCUCCGUGCCUGGCGCCCCACGUUCGUCUCAGCCAGGAUGCCAACGAGGCGCUGGGCCCCAGGCACCCAAUGCAUCACCAAGUGUGAGCACACGCGCCCCAAGCCGGGAGAGCUGGCCUUCCACAAGGGCGACGUGGUCACCAUCCUGGAGGCCUGUGAGAGCAAGAGCUGGUACCGUGCCAAGCACCACGCCAGCGGGCAGGAGGGUCUGCUGGCGGCGGGGGCGCUGCGGGAGCGGGAGGCCCUGUCGGCCGACCCCAAGCUCAGCCUCAUGCCGUGGUUCCACGGGAAGAUCUCGGGCCAGGAGGCCGUGCAGCAGCUGCAGCCGCCGGAGGACGGGCUGUUCCUGGUGCGAGAGUCCGCGCGGCAUCCGGGCGACUACGUGCUGUGCGUGAGCUUCGGCCGCGACGUCAUCCACUACCGGGUGCUGCAUCGCGACGGCCACCUGACCAUCGACGAAGCCGUCUGCUUCUGCAACCUCAUGGACAUGGUGGAGCAUUACAGCAAGGACAAGGGGGCCAUCUGCACGAAGCUAGUGAAACCCAAGAGGAAGCAGGGCACCAAGUCGGCAGAGGAGGAGCUGGCCAAAGCCGGCUGGUUACUGAACCUACAGCAUUUGACGCUGGGUGCGCGGAUCGGAGAGGGUGAGUUUGGAGCGGUCCUGCAGGGUGAGUACCUGGGACAGAAGGUGGCCGUGAAGAACGUCAAGUGCGAUGUGACGGCCCAGGCCUUCCUGGACGAGACGGCGGUCAUGACGAAGAUCCAGCACAAGAACCUGGUGCGUCUGCUGGGCGUGAUCCUGCACCAGGGACUCUACAUCGUCAUGGAGCACGUGAGCAAGGGCAACCUGGUGAACUUUCUACGGACGCGAGGCCGGGCCCUCGUGAGCACGCCCCAGCUACUGCAGUUUUCCUUGCACGUGGCUGAGGGCAUGGAGUACCUGGAGAGCAAGAAGCUGGUGCACCGAGACCUUGCCGCCCGCAACAUCCUCAUUUCGGAGGACCUGGUGGCCAAGGUCAGUGACUUUGGCCUGGCCAAAGCCGAGCGGAAGGGGCUGGACUCAAGCCGGCUGCCGGUCAAAUGGACGGCGCCCGAGGCUCUCAAACACGGGAAGUUCUCCAGCAAGUCGGAUGUCUGGAGUUUCGGGGUGCUUCUUUGGGAGGUUUUCUCAUACGGCCGGGCUCCAUACCCCAAGAUGUCGCUGAAGGAGGUGUCAGAGGCCGUGGAGAAGGGGUACCGCAUGGAGCCCCCCGAGGGCUGCCCGGGCCCCAUUCAUGCCCUCAUGGGCAGCUGCUGGGAGGCUGAGCCUGCCCGCCGGCCGCCCUUCCGGAAACUGGCAGAGAAGCUGGCCCGGGAGCUGCGCAGCGCGGGGGCCUCGGCCCCGGUGGGGGGCCAGGACACGGACAGUUCCUCCUCGCCCCGAGGCCAGGAGCCCUGACCCUGCCCCGUGGGGCCUCGGGCCCCAGAGGACAGAGUGGAGGGUGCGGGGUCGGGGGAACGGGCCAGGCCCGAGAAGGGUCAGGGCCAGCGAGCUGCUCGUGUGGCUCAGGUGGGGGGCUCUGGGCAGCCCGUGGACACCAGGGACCCGGGGAGGCGAGGGAUUAGCGCCUCCAUAAAGACUGGUUCCAAGGA